AACAACAACAACAACAACAACAAAACAAUCUCAUAUAAGUAAACAUAUAAAUGAUUGGGACUAGUUACUAACUGUUUACUUUUUAUAAUUAUAAUUCAUACACUAUUAAAGUAUUUCAUUACUCUAAUACAAAAUAUACAAUACAAUAUAAUACAAUACAAUAGAAUUAUCUUAUUAAUAAAUUAUGUCAAUUUUAGCAAAUAUAAGAAAUUUUUUUGAUCAUGUUGGAGAAAAUUUCAAUCAUACAUUUCGAUCACCAGGUAGAUUACCUAGAAUGAAUCAAAAUAAUGAAACAAAUAAUACACGUUAUUCUACUGGUCCUCCAAGAAAUUCCCUUCUAAGGCGUCAAAGUGUGGCUGCCGAAAGUUUUGAUCCAGAAAAAGAUAGUGAUGAUAAUAAUGAUGAAGAGAGACAAAUUUAUCCGAAAUCGGAUAGUCAACGAGCUAGGCUAACUAAUGCUGUCAAAGAAAUUCUACUCUUUCGAUGCCUUGAUGAAGAACAAAAGUCGAAAGUUAUUGAUGCUAUGCAAGAAAUGAAAGUUAAGGAAGGUGAUGUAGUUAUCAAACAAGGUGAUGAUGGAGAUAAUUUCUACGUAAUUGAAUCAGGCACCUAUGAUAUAUAUGUUAAACAGAAUCAGUCAACUGAAGAGAAACUUGGUGAAAAAGUUGGAUCGUACAAUGGUCAUGGUUCAUUUGGUGAACUUGCUUUAAUGUAUAAUACAUCACGGGCUGCUUCUAUAAUAGCUACUACAAAUGGUAUACUAUGGCUUAUGGAUAGAAAUACUUUUCGACGUAUUGUUCUUAAAGCAGCCUUUCAUAAACGUCAAACAUAUAUAGAAUUGCUUGAGGAUAUUCCAUUACUUAAAGAAUUAAGUAGUUAUGAACGUACAAAUGUUGCUGAUGCUCUACAAUCUAGAGUAUAUCAAGAUGGAGCAACUAUUAUAUCUCAAGGUGAAACUGGCAAAGAAAUGUUUAUUAUUGAAUCAGGAACUGUAAGAAUUAGUGUUAAAGAGAAUUCAAAAGAAGUAGAAUUGAGUCGAGUUGGUAAAGGUGCUUACUUCGGAGAAUUGGCAUUAAUUACCAAACGACCUAGAGCUGCUUCAGCUUAUGCUGUCGGUGAGACAAAACUAGCGGUUUUGGAUGUUGCAAGUUUUGAACGUUUAAUGGGACCAUGUCUUAAAGUUAUGCAAAGAAAUAUUGAUACAUAUGAAAAACAAUUAAGUGAAUUACUUGGAACUAAUAAUCAAUUAAAAUUAAAUGAAUUUAAAUCAAAAUAAUUUCAUUCUAUAGAAAUAUAUAAAAAAAAUUUUCUUUUCUUUCUUUUUUGUUCUUGCUGUUGUUUUUGUUGUUGCUACCUUCUCUUUUUCCAUGUUCAAUUAAACCCAAGAUUACUAUUUUAACCAAAUGAUAUAUAUAUAUAUAUAUAUAUAUCUGAAAAAGUAUUCUGUUUAUAUAUUACCAGUUCAUUUUGUCAAUUUAACGUUUACAUUUUUUUGUUUUUUUGUUUUUUUUAUUACAUAAUAUCAAUAAGGUUAUUCAUAGAUAUAUUGAUGAUAGUAUCAUUAUAAUCCUAUAAGUAUAAAUAUAUAUAAUUUUCUACGGUGAGUUGAACUUUCAUCUAUAGUUGUCAUCACAACAAGAAAACAAAACAAAAAAAAAACAAAAAAAUAUAUUACGUAAUACCAUUCACAUAUGAAACCGAAAAUGAUUAUAAUUGAUUAUUGGAUAUAAAUCAUCUUUUUAUUAAAAAAAGAAAACAACAACAAAGAGAAUAACUAGAAUUCAUUUUAACUUAAGAAUAUUUUUUAAAAGCUACAAAUGUGUUAUUCUUUCUUUUUUUCUUUUUUCUUUCUUCUUUUUAAUCAUAACAAUCAACAUUGUAUUAAAGUAAAGUAAACAAAAAAAAACAAAAAACAAGACAAGGUGAGUUACAAUCAAAUGUGUAUGGUAGUUAUAUGUGAAAGAAAAAAUAAGAAGAAAUUUAUGCAUUUCCAUUUUUCAUUGUUGUAUUAAGAAAUAAUAAAAAAAAGUGAUAGAAAAGAAAACGAAUUUGUUUUUCUUAUUUGAUUUAUUGGUGUCUAAUAUUGUAGUGAUAUUUUUAUGAACAGAGAAGGGUUUUCGGGGAUAUUAUAGUCAUUUUAUUCGUUGAAUUUAUGGAUCAAUCGAAGCUAGACCACCAUGGAAAAGCUGGAAGUACUGGACGGUCGUUUCGUUCUAGUAUGUGACUCCUUAGUAGUGCGUAUCCAAGAUCACAUCUUGCAAGAUUUGAACCCUGAACCUUACGGUCUCGCG
Messenger RNA from Schistosoma spindalis, 2291 nucleotides. The record is from the annotation of a GenBank genome assembly. NCBI's taxonomy places the organism in Eukaryota, Metazoa, Platyhelminthes, Trematoda, Strigeidida, Schistosomatidae.